AUGCCGGUGCCAAAAAGAAACGCAACUCUCUCAUUCCUUGGAUUUGGAAUUGUUCUGUUUAUAGCGGUUUUGUGUCGACCGUAUACUGCGACGUUGUUCCACAGGAUAGAAUAUACGGAUGUAGUGGAUUAUGGUGAUGGUACGCUCGGCUCCAGCAUUUCAAACAUCAUCAGGGCUAAUGAGCUCUCUAAAGUUAUCGGAAUAGAUUUCGGAAGAGCCUGUUCGCGCGUCGGAGUAUUCAGAAACAAUGUAUUCGAGAUUAUUUCUGAUGAGCAAGGUCGCAGUGCGAUACCAAAUUAUGUCGCGUUCCUUGACCGUGGACCUCCCCUGGUGGGAUUUGAAGCAAAGGAGCAGGCUCUCAGCAAUCCUAAAAAUACUAUUUAUGAUUUCAGACGUUUGAUCGGGCGAAGUUUCUCCGAUCCUGAGCUCCAAGAAGCCAUCAAGGAGUUGCCAUAUGACGUUGUGGACGCGAGCGGGGAGCCUUUGAUCAAGAUAGGUACAAAACAUGAUUACACCGGUUACACCCCAGAGGAUAUUUCAGAGUUGGUUUUGAGGAAGUUGAAGAGCAUGGCGGAAAUUCACCUCAACACAACUGUUGGACAUGCCGUCAUCACUGUUCCCUCAUACUUCGACGGAAAACAGCGGCAAGCAACCCAAGACGCUGCGGCAGCUGCAGAGCUGAGUGUACUACGCGUGAUCAAUGAGGCAUCAGCUAUCGGCCUGGCGCAUCGUCUUGACAUCAAGCCCUGCGAUGAAGCUGCAGGGCGAUUCGACUGCACUUAUAUUUUGUACGACAUCAGGGAAAAAGAAUCUGAGUUGACUCUUCUCUCGAUUGAUCGCGGAGUAUUUGAGAUUGUAGGAACUGUGGGAGAUGGGCACUUGGGGUGGGAGGACUUCGAAGUCCCCUCUGAGACAGCCCAUGUUCAAUUGAAGGCCCCAAGCAAUCAACAAUCGGAACGAAUCCUCGCACUAGUCAAGCGGCUUCUCCUCGACGCCAGAUUGGAGAAGAAGGACGUCGAUGGGAUCAUUGUCACCGGUGACCCCUUGCAAAUUUCGAAGAUCCAAGCGGUUCUGGAAGCUUACUUCCCGGACAAGAUUGCACUCACUCCAUCUGGCUUCGGGCACGACCAAGCUAUUGUAUGUGGGGCUGCAACGCAAGGCCAGCUGUUCAGUGAGGUAUACCAGGACUCGACUCCGCAAUGGACAGAUGUCAAUCCGCUAAGCCUUGGUAUCGAAACCAGCACUGGGGCUUUCCUGAGGGUGAUCAAUCGAAACUCUGUUAUCCCAACACGCAAAGCACGCGUUGUAUCGACAUCUGCGGAUACCCAAGGGAAGGUCACGAUCAGGAUUCUAGAGGGCGAGCGAGAAGUUGCUAGCAAGAACAAGUUAAUUGGCACUCUUGAGCUUACCGGAAUUUCAACCGAGCCGAAAGGGGUACCGGAGAUUGAGAUAUCGUUCGAGUUGGACGCUGAUGAGAUCUUGACGGCUACCGCGAAGCUAAAGUGGGAAGAAUCGGAGGUUGCAAAACUUGUCGUUGCUGUUAGGAGGAGGCGAUACACCGAGCAGGAAAUCGAUGAUAUUGUGCGGGAAGGGGAGAAGUUUCACGAGGAGGAUUUAGAACUUAUUAAUUAUAAAUACUAA
Molecule: messenger RNA, 1641 nt
Organism: Venustampulla echinocandica
Lineage: Eukaryota; Fungi; Ascomycota; Leotiomycetes; Helotiales; Pleuroascaceae
Exons: 2
Coding region: 1-1641 (546 amino acids)
Biological process (GO): cellular response to unfolded protein; protein refolding
Cellular component (GO): cytoplasm
Molecular function (GO): ATP hydrolysis activity; heat shock protein binding; ATP-dependent protein folding chaperone
Source: RefSeq, a predicted model, not a curated record